Messenger RNA from Lemur catta (Ring-tailed lemur), 2041 nucleotides. RefSeq names its product ring finger protein 34 (gene RNF34). The transcript is spliced from 6 exons. Gene Ontology annotation, cellular component: cytoplasm; plasma membrane. Gene Ontology annotation, molecular function: ubiquitin protein ligase activity. Lineage: Eukaryota; Metazoa; Chordata; Mammalia; Primates; Lemuridae. Bases 131 to 1276 code for a protein of 381 amino acids. The record is from RefSeq and is a predicted model, not a curated record. Gene Ontology annotation, biological process: negative regulation of extrinsic apoptotic signaling pathway via death domain receptors; protein K48-linked ubiquitination; proteasome-mediated ubiquitin-dependent protein catabolic process.
ACGUCGGGACGCUGGGUCGCCUCGGCAGGCGCCGUAAUAGCCGCCCAGAAGGAAGGAGGUCGGCUGGGCGAGGAGCUGCUAUGGUGUUGAGUUCUCGGGCAGAGCCGACCGAGCCGAGACGGUCGCGGCCAUGAAGGCUGGUGCCACAUCUAUGUGGGCUUCAUGCUGUGGGCUGCUGAAUGAAGUCAUGGGAACCGGAGCUGUCAGGGGCCAGCAGUCAGGAUUUGCAGGAGCCGCUGGUCCCUUCAGAUUUACACCAAACCCCGACUUUUCCACCUACCCACCAGCAACCACGGAAGGGUCUAAUAUAGUUUGCAAAGCCUGUGGACUUUCAUUUUCAGUCUUUAGGAAGAAGCAUGUUUGUUGUGACUGCAAGAAGGAUUUUUGCUCAGUUUGUUCAAUCUUACAAGAGAAUCUCCGUAGAUGUUCUACUUGUCACUUACUACAAGAGACAGCCUUUCAGCGCCCUCAGUUAAUGCGGCUGAAGGUGAAGGAUCUACGGCAGUAUCUCAUUCUUAGAAACAUACCAAUAGAUACUUGUCGAGAGAAAGAAGACUUGGUAGAUCUAGUACUAUGCCAUCAUGGACUAGGCUCUGAGGAUGACAUGGACACAAGCAGUCUGAAUUCUUCAAGGUCCCAGGCGUCUAGUUUUUUUACACGUUCAUUUUUUUCAAACUAUACAGCCCCCUCUGCUACUAUGUCUUCACUUCAGGGAGAGCUUUUGGAUGGGGACCGGACCUCCAGAUCUGGAGUGCUUGCACAGGUACAGAGUGAAAUAGCUUCAGCAAACACAGAUGAUGAUGAUGACGAUGAUGAUGACGAUGAUGAUGAUGAUGAUGAAGAUGAUGAUGAUGAAGAAGAAGAAGAAAAUGUGGAGGAGCAGACCCCUGGGCUCUCCAGGAAGAGAGUAAGAGCUUCACUGUCUGACUUGUCAAGCCUUGAAGAUGUGGAAGGGAUGAGUGUGCGUCAGCUGAAGGAAAUCCUGGCUCGGAAUUUUGUCAACUACUCUGGCUGCUGUGAAAAAUGGGAGCUGGUAGAGAAAGUAAACCGGCUAUACAAAGAGAAUGAAGAAAACCAAAAGUCCUAUGGUGAGCGGCUGCAGCUGCAGGAUGAAGAGGAUGAUAGCCUGUGUCGCAUCUGCAUGGAUGCCGUCAUCGACUGUGUCUUGCUCGAGUGUGGGCAUAUGGUCACCUGCACCAAGUGUGGCAAGCGCAUGAGUGAGUGCCCCAUCUGCCGGCAGUAUGUGGUACGAGCUGUGCACGUGUUCAAGUCCUGAAACUGAGGCUCUCCCCAACAGGACACUUGCUCCCAACCUUGAUCCCAAACAUUUCAGUGCACAGAAGGGACUGGAAACUUACUGUUCAAAGGCCGAAGCUAUUUUUAAAAAUUAUUUUCACUACUAACUGGGGACAGAAAGGUAUAUCCUUAGUUAUGGAAACACUGGUCCAUGCCAUGAGCCUAUCUGCCUGUGGACACAGGAGCUUCCCGGGUUCUGCGGGCUUUCUCUUAAGUCCUGUAAAUACCAACUGUUGAAGUCAGACUGUGCCACGUGUGGGCAUCGACUCGUCUUUGGAGGACACUUACCCUGCUAUUUCCCCUUCAUCCUAUUUUUAACUUAAACUACUCAGAUGUUUGAAACUUCGGUUCUCUUUAGAUGAGAUCACUGUCCACAAGUGGCUGACGUGGAACAUGCUGAAUAGUGGCCCCUCUGAAUGUUAACUUUAUUAGUCUUGUAUAUUUUAAAUGCUAAUAUUUGAUGAAUGUCAGUUUCCAUAUUGUUGCUAUUUCUGCAUUUAAACAUAAUUGGAACAACUGACAUUCUACAGGCAACUGCCAGGGCCUUAGACUAAACAUGUCCAUUUUUGUUCAGGUGUACAGCUUUUUAUAGCAACGGCUGCAUCUAGCUUCUUUCUUUAGAAGUGUGUGCUAAAAUUCUUUAUUAAUGUGUAAUCAGUUUACACUGUUUUGUAUAGUGAAGGUGUAUUUUCAGUGCUACCUGCUAGCUAAUUUCAACUUUAGGAAUAAAAUUAGAUUUUAAAAG